AAACCAUGCCCUGUCAUUGCGCGCCGCCGCUGGGAAAGCAGCAAAGAGCCUUAACUUGAAGUUGAGGAAGAAAAGUUCAGCCCAAGGUAUUGAGAGAGCAGCAAUAGAGAAAGCUGGACUGAGUUACAAUGGGAGAAUGGAACUUCCUCAGCGAUCUACUCGAUUCCAUCAAAAGCCACUCACCUUUGCUGGGUCGCAUUUGGCUCCUGCUGAUGGUGAUUUUCCGAAUUCUCGUCCUGGCCACGGUGGGCAGUGACAUUUUUGAGGAUGAGCAGGAGGAAUUUGCCUGCAACACACUGCAGCCAGGCUGCAAACAGGUCUGUUACAACAAGGCCUUUCCUAUUUCACCAUUCAGGCUCUGGGUGUUCCACAUUGUGAUUCUGUCUAUCCCGACCCUGAUAUUUGUGGCCUAUGCUAUGCACCAGUCCUCGAAGGGUGAGAAGGAAGAGAACGUUCGCAUCGUCCAGAAGGAAGGGCUGGCUUUUGAUCAGCCAAGGAUACAGAAAUUAUACAUGAUUCAAGUGAUUCUCCGCCUGAUCAUUGAGAUUGGCCUCAUUAUUUCUCAGUUUUUAAUAUUCGGCUUUACAAUCGAACCCCAGUUUCUCUGCAUCGGUUUCCCAUGUCCUCACACCGUGGACUGUUUUGUUUCCCGUCCUAUGGAGAAGACCGUGUUUUUGAUGUUCUAUUUUGUAGUUGGUGUUCUUUCCGCAUUUGUUAGUUUUGUAGAAUUGGUCCACGUUUUUCGCAAAUUGUUUUACAGGAGGCCACUGAAAGCCUGCGAGCAACAGAAUCGGUCAAACAGUGACUAUGAGAAAGGUAGGGACUCCCACACAGUGCAGUUAAUAGACAAGAGAAGUGCAAUCAGCCACAAAACCAGCCAUUCUGAUAUGGAGUCCACUCAUAAGAGCAAAUCAUUAGACAGCAGUAACAGUGCAAGAUCUUCACGGUCAAGUACAAAGAAACCCCCUCUUCAUAUCUAAGAGGAACAGGCGUAGGGUCUGAUUGGUCAUGGACUGGUAUAUCAAACAACUUGCAAGCAAAACAUAAAUGCCAGAGACUGAAAAUCUUCAAAAGUUCAAAAUCAGGUCUGAUCAGAACCUUCUGUGGGUUAACAGAGGCAGAACAAAACUGACUGUUCAUUCAAUCCCAGUUUCACUCUGUCCUGAUGCUUGUGUUAUUUUUUGGUUUGCCUAAUCGUUGCUAUGGUUAUUUAAAGGAUUG
This is a messenger RNA of Hemiscyllium ocellatum (epaulette shark), 1221 nucleotides long. RefSeq names its product gap junction delta-3 protein-like. The transcript has 2 exons. Bases 129 to 980 code for a protein of 283 amino acids. The record is from RefSeq and is a predicted model, not a curated record. Gene Ontology annotation, cellular component: connexin complex. Lineage: Eukaryota; Metazoa; Chordata; Chondrichthyes; Orectolobiformes; Hemiscylliidae. Gene Ontology annotation, biological process: cell communication.